Phytophthora sojae is the source of this 174-nucleotide messenger RNA. RefSeq lists its product as hypothetical. The record is from RefSeq and is a predicted model, not a curated record. Lineage: Eukaryota; Oomycota; Peronosporomycetes; Peronosporales; Peronosporaceae. The annotation marks the transcript as partial. The transcript has a single exon.
GGGGGUAGCGCGUGGCUCUCAUCUUGCUCGGAAGAUAAGGGCGAGAAGGCUCCUCUCAUCGAAGCGCUGACGAAGGAAGACAAGGAGUUACAAGCAGUACAUCCCCCGGAGGACUUGCUGAACGAUAUGGACCCUCCCUCGUCUUGCCAAGUUCACGUGCUGGUUGUGAUUCCG